GGCAGUGAGGCGGGCGGGUAGGUGGGUGCGCGCCGACGGGGCUGUUGCCCCGGAGCCGAGCCGCACUGAGCCCUGUCGAGCGCUGCCCAGCCCUGCUCCCCGGUGAUGCGCAGUGGCCCCGCUACCUAACCCCGCUGCCCGCUGCCAUGGCGCCCCCAACUCCCGGGAGGGGUGCGGCGGCGGGGGUCCCGGCGGGACUGCGGGCCGCUGCCUGGCUGUUGGCGUGCGCCGUGUUGUGCCGGGGCCGCGCCGCCGCCUGCCCGCCGCUCUGCGCCUGCACCGGCACCACGGUGGACUGCCACGGCACGGCUCUGCGCGCCGUGCCCAAGAGCAUCCCCCGCGGCACCGAGCGCCUGGAACUCAAUGGCAACAACAUCACACGGAUCAACAAGAAUGACUUUGCUGGACUGAAGCAGCUCCGUGUCCUGCAGCUGAUGGAAAACCAGAUCAGCACAGUGGAGCGUGGGGCAUUCGAUGACAUGAAGGAGCUGGAGCGGCUACGUCUGAACCGCAACCAGCUGCACACCCUGCCCGAACUCCUCUUCCAGAACAACCAGGCACUGUCACGACUGGACUUGAGUGAGAACUUCAUCCAGGCCAUUCCCAGGAAAGCCUUCCGUGGGGCCACUGACCUCAGGAACUUGCAACUGGACAAGAACCAGAUCAGCUGCAUUGAGGAUGGGGCUUUCCGUGCACUGCGGGGACUGGAGGUCCUGACCCUGAAUAACAACAAUAUCACCUCCAUCCCUGUGUCCAGCUUCAACCACAUGCCCAAGCUGCGGACAUUCCGCCUGCACUCCAACCACCUGUUCUGCGACUGCCACCUGGCCUGGCUCUCGCAGUGGCUGCGCCAGCGACCCACCAUCGGGCUCUUCACUCAGUGCGCUGCCCCAGCACAGCUCCGUGGCCUCAACGUGGCUGAGGUCCAGAAGAAUGAGUUCAGCUGCUCCGGACAAACAGACUCAGCACGUGUCCAGCUCUGUAGCUUGUCCUCCGGCUCCUGCCCAGCCAUGUGCACCUGCAGCAAUGGCAUUGUGGACUGCCGAGGCAAGGGCCUGACAGCCAUCCCUGCCAACCUGCCUGAGACCAUGACCGAAAUACGCCUGGAGCUCAACGGCAUCAAGUCCAUUCCCCCAGGCGCCUUCUCCCCCUACAAGAAGCUGCGCAGGAUAGACCUAAGCAACAACCAGAUCUCGGAGAUCGCCCCUGAUGCCUUCCAGGGGCUGCGCUCGCUGAACUCCCUAGUGCUGUAUGGCAACAAGAUCACGGACCUCCCCAAGGGCGUUUUUGGGGGACUUUUUGCCCUGCAGCUUCUGCUUCUCAAUGCCAACAAGAUCAACUGUGUGCGGGCAGACACCUUCCAGGACCUGCAGAACCUCUCGCUUCUCUCACUCUAUGACAACAAGAUCCAGAGCCUGGCCAAGGGCACCUUCACCUCUCUGCGAGCCAUCCAGACCCUGCAUCUGGCCCAGAACCCCUUUGUCUGUGACUGCAACCUGAAGUGGCUGGCAGACUUCCUUCGUGCCAACCCCAUUGAAACCAGUGGUGCCCGCUGUGCCAGCCCCCGGCGCCUGGCCAACAAACGCAUUGGCCAGAUCAAGAGCAAGAAGUUUCGCUGCUCGGCCAAAGAGCAGUAUUUCAUCCCAGGGACAGAAGAUUACCAGCUGAACAGCGAGUGCAACAGCGAUGUGAUCUGCCCCCCGAAGUGCCGCUGUGAAUCCAAUGUGGUUGAGUGCUCCAAUCUGAGGCUCACCAAGAUCCCAGAGCGCAUCCCACAGUCCACUGUAGAGCUGCGCCUGAACAACAAUGAAAUCUCUGUCCUGGAAGCCACUGGCAUCUUCAAGAAACUCCCACAUCUGAAGAAAAUCAACCUCAGCAACAACAAGGUGUCAGAGAUUGAGGACGGGGCGUUUGAGGGGGCAUCCUCAGUCAGUGAGCUGCACCUCACCGUCAACCAGCUGGAGUCCGUUCGGAGCGGCAUGUUCAGGGGCCUGGAUGGGCUGAGGACCCUGAUGCUGAGGAACAACCGCAUCAGCUGCAUCCACAACGACAGCUUCACAGGGCUGCGCAACGUCCGCCUGCUCUCCCUGUACGACAACCAGAUCAGCACCAUCGCGCCAGGCGCCUUCGACACGCUGCAGGCCCUCUCCACGCUGAACCUCCUUGCCAACCCCUUCAACUGCAACUGCCAGCUGGCCUGGCUGGGGGACUGGCUGCGCAGAAGGAAGAUUGUGACAGGCAACCCACGGUGCCAAAAUCCCAACUUCCUCCGGCAGAUCCCACUCCAGGACGUGGCUUUCCCCGACUUCAGGUGUGAGGAAGGUCAGGAGGAGACCAGCUGCAUCCCCCGGCCGCAAUGCCCGCAGGAGUGCACCUGCCUUGACACUGUUGUCCGCUGCAGCAACAAGCACCUCAAGGCCCUGCCCAGGGGGAUCCCCAAGAACGUCACAGAGCUCUACCUGGAUGGAAACCAGUUCACUCAGGUCCCAGGGCAACUCUCCAACUUCAAGUACCUGCAGCUUGUCGAUCUUAGCAACAAUAAGAUCAGCUCCCUGAGCAACUCCUCCUUCACCAACAUGAGCCAGCUCACCACCUUGAUCCUCAGCUACAAUGCCCUGCAGUGCAUCCCUCCACUGGCCUUCGAGGGCCUCCGCUCCCUCCGGCUGCUGUCUCUCCAUGGCAAUGACAUCUCCAGCCUCCCAGAGGGCAUCUUUGCAGAUGUUACCUCCCUGUCCCAUCUGGCCAUCGGGGCCAACCCCCUGUACUGCAGCUGCAACCUGCGCUGGCUCUCCAGCUGGGUCAAGACAGGGUACAAGGAGCCAGGCAUUGCCCGCUGUGCUGGGCCCCCUGACAUGGAAGGCAAGCUGCUGCUCACCACCCCUGCCAAGAAGUUUGAGUGCCAAGGCCCGCCUGCCCUGAGUGUCCAGGCCAAGUGUAACCCCUGCCUGUCUAACCCCUGCCAGAACCAGGGCACCUGCCACAAUGACCCACUUGGCUCCUACCGCUGUGCCUGCCCCAGUGGCUACAAGGGCAAGGACUGCGAGGUGGCACUCAGUGGCUGCUCCUCCAACCCCUGUGCCAAUGGAGGGACCUGCCAGCCGCAGGAAGGAGAAGGAGGCAGGUUCAGAUGCCUGUGCCCGGUGGGCUUUGAGGGCCUUAGCUGCCGUGCUGCCAGCAACCCCUGCAAGGACCACAGCUGUGAGAAUGGAGGAUCCUGUGUGCUCAGUGCCACAAACUACACCUGCUUAUGUCCUGCCCACUACACAGGGGAUUUCUGCGAGCAGCCCUUGGAUUUCUGCUUGCCUGAGCUCAGUCCAUGCCAGCAUGGCUCCACCUGCAUCUCCACCAGCCAGGGGCCCAGGUGUGAGUGUGCGCCCGGCUAUGUGGGGAGCAACUGCAGUGAGGACUUUGACGACUGCCAGGACCACCGGUGCCAGAACAACGCCCGCUGCCUGGACGAGGUGAACGGCUACUCCUGCCUCUGCGCUGAGGGCUACAGUGGCCAGCUCUGUGAGAUGCCAGCCCAUGCUGCCAGCCAACCCAGCCUCUGUGAGCGAGCUGAGUGCCAGAAUGGGGCCCUGUGUGUGGAGCGUGGUGCCCGUGCCCUCUGCCAGUGCCUGCCUGGCUUUGGUGGCCCCAAGUGUGAGAAGCUGCUGAGUGUCAACUUUGUGGACCGUGACACGUAUCUGCAGUUUACAGACCUGCAGGACUGGCCCCGGGCCAACAUAACUCUGCAGGUCUCCACGGCCGAAGGCAACGGCAUUCUGCUGUACAAUGGUGACAGCGACCAUAUGGCAGUGGAACUGUACCAGGGCCAUGUCAGAGUCAGCUAUGACCCUGGCACUCACCCCAGCUCAGCCAUCUACAGUGCUGAAACCAUCAACGACGGGCAGUUCCACACUGUGGAGCUGGUGACCUUUGACCAGAUGGUGAACCUCUCCAUUGAUGGUGGCAGCCCCAUGACCAUGGACAACUCGGGCAAGCAUUACACACUGAACAGCGAGGCUCCCCUCUACGUAGGAGCCCUGUUCUCCCCAGGGAUGCCUGUGGAUGUCAACUCAGCUGCCUUCCGCCUCUGGCAGCUCCUCAAUGGCACCAGCUUCCACGGGUGCAUCCGCAACCUCUACAUCAACAACGAGCUGCAGGACUUCACCAAGACUCGGAUGACACCGGGGGUGGUGCCAGGCUGUGAGCCUUGCCGCAAGCUCUACUGCCUGCACGGCAUCUGCCAGCCCACUGGUGCCCAGGGCCCUGUCUGCCACUGUGAGCCCGGCUGGGACGGGCCCCACUGCGACCAGCCCCGUGGCGGCCCCUGCCAGGGGCACAAGUGCGUGCAUGGGCUGUGCCUGCCCCUCGAUGCCCUCUCCUAUAGCUGCCAGUGCCAUGAGGGCUACCAGGGUGCUCUCUGCAACCAACCCACGGAGCCACCUGACCCCUGCCACCACCAGCCCUGCGUCCACGGCCACUGCCACCUCACCCCCGACGGCCAGCCCACUUGUGAGUGCCACAGUGGCUAUGCUGGAGCUCUCUGUGACCAAGAGCCGGAGUGCCACGGCGAGCCGGUGCGGGACUACCACCAGGUGCAGCGGGGCUACGCCAUCUGCCAGACGACGCGGCCGGUGGCCUGGGUGGAGUGCCGGGGGACCUGUGGCAGCCCCGGUGCCAGCUGCUGCACCGGGCUGCGGCCCCGGCGCAGGAAAUACGCCUUCGAGUGCAGCAACGGCGCCACCUUCGUGGAAGAGGUGGAGAAGCCCAGCAAGUGCGGCUGCAGCCAGUGCCUGUGAGCGGCCACGGCCCCAGACUGCCGAGGGACCAGCAGGGAGCCCUCCUGGAGCCAGGGACCUCGCUUUGCCCUGCAGCCACAGCGCUGCUGUCUGCCUGUUCCCGAACUGCAGCUGCAUCAGAGGAGCCCAGUGGAGGGCAGAGCUGUUGCAUCUAAAGGGUUGGGGAAAGAAAAACAAACAGGUGAAACAAGAAAAGAAAAGAAAACCACAAACAAAGCAAAUGUGUAGAUAGAGAAUUUUUUAAGAACUGCAGCCACAUGGCUGUGUGGGUAGGAGGUGGGCUCUGCCCUGCUGCCCCCUGCCCGCUCCCUCUGGCACUCUGCCUUCCUCCUGGUGCAGCCAUGGAGGGCACUGUCUGUGUCCCACUGCAUGUCCUCUGCCUGGAAGCCACAUCCCUUGCAUCCAGCCUGGCAAGUCCUAAGUUUUUCCAUCACCUGGGCCUCAAGCAAAGAGGCCUAAUUUGGCAGCACCUCAAAGGCCUUGACAAGCUGUAGCUGGCAGAGAACUGCUUGUUGCAGCCAUCAUCCUGUGGCCCUGGCAGUCCCAAAGCCCAGCUCUCUGUCCACUCCUUUGGCAGCCCUGGCUUCCUUGCUCCAAGGGCAGGUGCAGCCAGCAGCUACCUGGGGUGCUGCAGCCCAGCAUGCUCCAAGUAGUGCCACCAGCUCUGACCCCCUGGCAACAUUCCAGGGCUGUACUCUGGGCACUGAGUGCUCUGGGCACAGCGCCAGCCUGUUGUGGUUGGAUCAGGACCAGGGUGGUCCCAGACAUGCUGCCCGGGUCACAGGCAAUAGUGUGCAGACAUCUGGGGGGAUCCCAGCACCAGCCCUGCCCCAUGGGUCAGCAUUGCACCACUAGUGCAAAGCGGGGACUGAAUGCCACCAGGACAGUCUGGUGGCUUUGCUCAGAGGUUGGUGCUGCAACGGGGCAACACAGGAACCUCUUUCUUCUAGACUUGGUACUGUUGUGGGUUCUGCAGCUGGGCAGAGGUGUCCCAUGUCCCAAAGAGCUGGGGCAAGAGGCUGCUGGGACUGCUGGGCUGUGGGUUUGUUGCGCUGAUCACUGGCACUUGAGCUUUGUGGGUGCCAGGCCCCACUGCAGAGGCUGAAGAUGCCCAAGCCUGCAAGCCUGGAGCUGACACUGCUGCCAGGGCAGGUCCCACCAUCUCAUGGACUUGGAUGCUGGUGCCCAGCCAGCACCUCUCCAAAGCCUGCAGCAAAUGCAGGGGGCUGGUGUGGGAGUACAGGGAGCCUGUGCUGGGGUACCACACACCUCUGCUCUCUACAGCAUCGUUUCUGGGGCCUGAGGAUGGUGGGGGCCUGUCUUUGACCAGCACACACAGCUUGACAGUGCAUCACCACGCCACCUGGGCAGGCAAACUCUUGGGUGCAGCCCCAGGUGUCUCCAUCACACCACUCCAGUGCAUCUGCUUCAGGUCCACAUCGCUGGCUGCAGCCAGGCUCUGGCCAUAUCCCCCAGGUGCAUCCAAUUCCACAGGUGCCGUCACCAUCCCUGCUCGCUACUGGCAUCCAGGAUGUUCUUACCACCAUGGGAUAUGUUUCUGUCACAAAGGCCCUCUCCGUGGGAGCCCCCUCUGCUGGGACGUGUCUCAUUUUGCCCGUGGCCCAGCUGAGGCUUGGUUGUGUUGUGUUUCUGUUCUUGCUGUAAGCUAACCGCUAAAGUAUCUCUUUAUACAGAAUACUUACAGAUUCUAAUAUAUAUUUGUAUUUCAUUUUGUUAUAGUAUUUUUAUAUGUUCGGGGGGGGGAGGGGGUCAGCAAAUGAUUUCUUUUUGUUUACAGAUGCUACUGGGCAGGAAAAUGACGGUGGCUUUGUUUGGCCUGUGGGGUUUGUGUGUGUCACUGUUGGAGACGCUGGUUUGUACUAGGCUGGUGAGGGAGGCGCUGAGCAUCCUUCUGCUGGCAGAGGCUGUAUUGUUUUAGGAGAUGUUUAGUAUUGUCUAUGUUGUCUUCCAUGUGAACAUGACAUUUAUUCAUUAGA
Messenger RNA from Pogoniulus pusillus (Red-fronted tinkerbird), 6781 nucleotides. It is a transcript of the gene SLIT1, whose product is annotated as slit guidance ligand 1. Gene Ontology annotation, molecular function: Roundabout binding; heparin binding; calcium ion binding. The record is from RefSeq and is a predicted model, not a curated record. Bases 147 to 4784 code for a protein of 1545 amino acids. Gene Ontology annotation, biological process: axon guidance. NCBI's taxonomy places the organism in Eukaryota, Metazoa, Chordata, Aves, Piciformes, Lybiidae. The transcript has 37 exons.